AUGGAUCAGGAUUCGAGAUCAUCCGAGCCGCGAGAACGUGCCGUCUCCUCCGAGCCUUGCUCAACUCGACCUAACCCAUUUGACGACGGUGACCUUUCAGCCCGAAAACGUCGUAGGACCUCUCUUUCUGGUUCGAGGAGCGCGUCUGUCGAUACUCUCCCGUCUCGGGACGACGCCGUCGCUUCCGACCCCAGCAUUAUGAAGGUUGACACGCCCGAGCCGCUCCCCCCGAGCACGCCAGCUCGUUCGGAGCCCGCUACCGAGCCUGUCUCGAGCAAGGUCACUAUCAAUCUACGAAAUGCUGACAGCCUUGAAGAUACGCCCUCUUCCCCGUCUUCCCCUACACCCGCACGAUUCCGCAAAGACAGCAUCAAGGUCAGCGUCGAAGAACCAGAAGUAAACAUGAUAGAAUUACCUUCGGCUGAAGAUGCCUCUUCGUCCGCGUCCGACAUAGACAGUCCCGAUGUACCUACCGUAUCCUUCGAGGAAGACCUCGUAUUCUGCAAUCCGGAACCUAACGUAACGCUUUUGCCGGAUGGAAGAGCAGCGCAAUUUAGUGCUACUAUGCUAGAUUUUCCCUACCACAGUGACGGAGAGUCAUAUCAGGAGACAGUUGCUCGUCUUGCCGAGUAUUUUCGCCAACAACCUACACAUGUUGACGAGGCCCUACAACUAUUGAAUGGAUGGUUGAGUCGCUAUAUAGCAUAUGCGCACAUCGAGUUUUACCCUAUGGUUGUAGAAGCAUAUCAGGAGAACAAACAAUUCUGGCAGGCUCUUCCCGAGCUCUUCUACACCAUAGUUCACCGGCACGGUUAUUCCAAAUCAACACAGACUCGAGAGAUCAUUAGUCAGAUGUUUACGCAGAUCGCCAGACUUACUGGAUUCCUUCUGAAUGUUGACUGCCGAACGCUGGCAUACGCCACAAGCAAGGAGGACGUCGAUUUCGAUUCAAUAUGUCCAAGUUUUCUUAAACUGUUUGGAAGUCUUACGAGCAAGGACGAUAACCAGUUGACCAAUAGUUAUCAUCUGGCGAAUCCGGGAUUUUCAGAGUUGCUUGAUGUGCUCCAAGCAAAUAGCGACGGAUUACAGGCCCAACUGGCCCGCUUUACUGACUUACUCACGAAUAAUCUGCUCCGAUCCCCCAAGAGAGUAAUGGAUAGCCUCGCCGGCGCCUCUAUGCUCAUGGAUAGCCUCGUACGUGAUAGCCGCAGAAAGCUGUCAUACCACGGGGCCUACCCCCCUGUGGCUCUCGAACGGGCAAGAAGAAAUUUAGCUUACGGUCUGGACUUCUUCAGAGCCGUUGCGGAUGCCUUGGAUGUCGUGAUAGAAAAGUCUAUUAACAAUCUUAGUUCGGAGACUGUUGUUUCCCUUACCGCCUCUCUAUCACCCAUUCUCAAAUUCAGUCUGCUUGGUAGCAAUGCCGAAGCUGAUAGGCUCAUGCAAGACCAUCGCCAACAGCACCCGAAUCUUCCAGAACAAUUCACACCCGAGGCGAUGAAUUUAGAAUGGCGAAUACGCACAUUCUGCAAGCUAGUAAGAUCGCGUCAGAUGCAGCUCAGAGUUAUGGCAGCGUCUACGCUCUGUGAAGACUUAGUUCUUCAAUGGAGAACAUACGUUGAGCGCCAGGAGAUAGGGGACGACAAUCCCCACUUGACGUACCUCCGAUAUUUGUCUAGCUAUCUUGUCGACACCGGGAUCGUUGAUUAUCUUCUCGGGCCAACGUGCCACCCGGAGAUCACGCAAGCGAGUUUUAACAUUGUUGGAUUUUUGGCUGUUACCAAGACCUACACGACCACGCAGACGAUGCUUCUCUGGCAGACAUUAACGUCUACGCAGGACCCUCGAAUAUCCGACGCCAUUGUUCGUAUGAUGUCUAAGGUGGUCAGCUUGCUUGAUUCGGAAUCGCUCUGCUAUAUAUGCGAGAAGUUCUAUGACCUGCCCGUCGAGGCCUUUUCUUCUUGCAUGCGCGAUUUCUUCGAUAAUGUCACGAAAAGCCUGCAGGAAAAAAUGAUGCCUUACAAUAAUAUGCCUCUUACGCCGUACAAAACCUGUGUUCGAUUACUCCAAGAGUCUUCUAUUUAUGGGCCGCAAGGCUCUGUGGCAUACCCGGAGAUUCAUCAAUUUGCCUUAUCCAAGUUUAGCACCCUUCUACACACGGGACCAGACCACCAGGGACGCGUAAGCAUGUGGCUGGAUUGCGUGCAUGAUAUCGCUGCGAAAACACCGAUGACGUCUGGGAGUCUCGAGGUACUUCAUACGCUCAUGAACCAUACACCAGUAUUGUCGGCGAUGUUAGGUGAACACGACUCGACGCGGCUUCUCGUUGACGAACUUGAAUCUACGAUCGAUAGAGCGCGGGCUGUUGGAUUUACCCCUGUUUAUGCAAACGCCAUCAGCGUUGCUCGCCGAAAAAUUCUCUCGACCAUCAUCACGAGCCACAGCUCUACCAUUGAUUCGGAACUUGGCCGACGUCUUUGGGACCUGCUCGUUGGGAAUGGCGCCGCAUGCCAGGAAGAUAGAAAAGCUGCCUGGGAUGACUUGAAUGUGGCUCUUCGAAAGCCACGGCACAACAACCCUUUCCUCGACGCUUGCCUGCGAGAAUACCUAUCAGAACUACCCCCCUCCUGCUAUUGCGGAGGCGCCCUUGCAUUUGUCCGAGAAGCUAUCAUCCCCCUCGCAAACGAUAUCAAUGGUAUGGUUCUCGACGAUGAUGAUAGUGUUCGGUCAGCUGGGCUCGAACUACUCUGGCAGAUGAUCUUGACAGCUCCUAAUCAUACUAUUGAGGAGACGGCUAUCUCUACGCUCGUGGACGAUAUAUACGUCGACAGCCAGUCGAUAAUGUCAUAUCCCCUUCAUCGCGCACGGAAGGUUCAUUUUGCCCUUGUACAGCGAUGCUUGCAGCAACUCAAGCGUGCAGCCCAAAAGCUGAAAGAAUUUGGUAAUGGAGACUCUACGAUAGCGGUAACUAGUAAUGAUCAACGCCAAGAACAGGAGUUACAAUUCACAAGGUCCCUGCAGGUGCUUAUAGCACUUCUCAAGGCGCUGCAGGCGAGACCCCAUUUUGCUGCGCCUGAUUUGCGAUCGCUCAUGUUGCAGGCUCCUAGCCCGGUUGACGGUGACUCUGCGGAGUUAAAAUACCAAUCUUUUGAUGGCGAGGAGCAGACUGACGUUAAGUCCCUGAAUAUUGGACUGAAGAAUACUGCUGCCUCACUCCUCGCUAGCUUGCGCGAAGCCACCGGCUUCGACAAUUACCGGCUGUACUAUCGCGGACAACCUUUAGCACCAUCAGAGGGCGCUAUUUGCAAGCCUAUCGAAGAACUCGACAUCAGAAACGGGUUGAUACUUGUGAAGAAGGAGUCCGGAAUCGCCACAUCUAAACGCAUCAAGCCAGGAGCUUCGCCGCUCGACAUUGAAAUUCUGAGUCAUUUCAAGGACUUGUGGGAGUACCUAAGCAUGGAAGAGAAGUUGGCACGAGAAAUCUACCAUUUUCUAGUAUCCCUCCCAGCCGACGAUUCGAUCCUGACGGCAUUCGAGAACCCCGCAACCUCCUAUCGAGACGUAUUCCCCCUUGCGCAACCUUUCAAAUCGCUCUAUGCGUUACACGCGCUUCGCGAGUAUCUUAGUACCCGACAGCUCAAGAGCAAUGUAAUGCAAGUGUCUUCCCCGGAUGGUGAGAGUCAAGUAGAUACCGCAAACGACCGACAAGACGCCCUUAUUAGAGCGAUAUCUUUGAUUGUGGCGGCAAUCUGCGAUCCCGAAGUUGUCGAGCGAGGCUCUAGCGAGGGUCUGCAGCUCAAGCUAAGUCUUGAACUUGUAGACAACUUCGUGCAGCUCUUGAAACAAAUCCCGAACAUUGAGACUGUUAUGCAGCUCCUGAACUCGACCCUCCAAAACCGGCUUUCGGCGAUACUCACGAGUGCUGCGACGGCUCAAACCAACCAGAUCAGCAUCGAACUAAUCAGCCGAACGUUCGAGGCCCUUCUUGAGCCUUGUGCAAAGAGUAACGCAUUCUGGGAGGGGUUGCAGGAUGGAAAGGGAGUGCAGAAAGUGGUCCAGCGACUUCUUCUCGAUGAUUCACGUCCUAUUGUUCGAAAGAACGUCGCAAGGCUGAUCACAUAUAAGAGCAUCGAAGGUUACGGCGUAUCUGGAAGACGCUCUCUGGAAUUUGCGGAACUCUUUUGGCCUAUAGUAUCCCAACUCGUGCCUCGAGCCGCUAGAGAGCCGAGCAAAUGUGAAGAGACGUUUCUUCUCUGCUUCGAGUUACUCCAUAAGCUUAAUGACGAGAACCCUGGCGUCAUCGACUGGCCCGCCUGCAUCAGACAAUGUGCAGAGCUGCUAUUAUCGUACACGACUACGGAAGACAUCGCUCAUCCGAAUAAGGACUUCGUGGCACAUGGCCUUAUCACCAUUCUAAACAUUGGAAUCACAGAAAGAUCGAUUAAAAGGGAGUUGCUCCAACUUCCUGACAAUUUUGUCCCGAGACUGUUCUCCCGACAUUUGUUCCCUCCUGAAGAUGGGAGUGACGCGCUGGUGCCAAAGGUUAUCCUCCACACCCUCUCGCGAAGCAUGUUAUACGAUAUCAUAUUCGCUUUGGUUAAAGACGAUAUCACCCAGACUACCCGUUUACUGCACGAUCUGAACCAACUCACAUCGCACCGUAUCGAAGAUGGGCUUGAGAUUUACAAGUAUGAGCUUCCGCAAGCUUUCGAAAGAUCAACUGCUAUUAGGUCAUCUUGCGGGUAUUCUGGACUACGAAAUCUUUCGAACACUUGCUACCUAAACUCUCUCUUUACACAACUGUUCAUGAAUGUCGGAUUCCGUCGCUUUAUGCUUGAAAAGCGAGUCCGUAACCCGGCUACGCAUGCAUUACUCCAUGAGACCCAGGUUCUCUUUGCAUUUCUACAAGACAGUCGACGGCGUUGGAUAGAGCCGACGGCCUGCGUAGGACAGAUCACAACCUAUGACGAGACUCCUAUCGACAUCCAUAACCAAAUGGAUGUAGAUGAAUUUUAUAGCCUUCUAUUCGAUCGGUGGGAGGCUCAGUUCUCUCUAGAAAGCGACAAGAAGAGCCUUAGAUCGAUCUACGGAGGCGAAUUAGUCCAACAGGUGAAGUCUAAGGAAUGUGAACACAUUUCUGAGCGCAUUGAACCAUUCUCUGCCAUCCAAUGUGAUAUCAAAGGCAAGGCAGGCCUCGAGGAGAGUCUUCAGGCCUACGUGGAUGGCGAGAUCAUGGAAGGAGAUAACAAAUACAAGUGCUCAGAGUGUGACCGUCAUGUUGAUGCGGUUAAAAGGGCGUGUCUCAAGGAUAUUCCAGACAACUUGAUAUUUCACCUAAAGAGGUUUGACUUCAACCUGAGGACGCUGACACGAAGUAAGAUCAAUGACUACUUUCCAUUCCCUGCCAAGGUCAACAUGCAACCUUAUACAAUCGAGCACCUCAGCGAUCCUUCUCGCAAUUCUGAACCAGACAUGUUCGAAUUAGUGGGAGUACUUGUGCAUUCCGGGACUGCCGAGUCCGGUCAUUACUACUCGUACAUUCGCGAACGGCCGACAGCAAGCAAGAUGCCCCCUUGGCUUGAAUUCAACGAUGAAAUAGUGACGUCGUGGGAUCCUGCACAGAUGGAGAGCGCUUGUUUCGGAGGACCAGAAUAUCGACCACAAUUCGAGGCUGGCACCAACUAUGAGAAGGUUUACAGCGCUUACAUGUUGUUCUAUCAGCGAUCUUCCUCGCUGCAGAAGGAGCAGGAAAUGCUGACAGCGUCGGGCCAUACCGGUCCUCUCCGGUCUGACCUACCCAAAGUCCUCGAGUCUCAGAUCAGUGACGAUAACUGGGCAAUUAUUCAACGACACUGCCUCUAUGAUCCAGCCCAUAUGCCCUUUGUGUACGAAGUACUCCUUAGUUCUUGGGGUGCGAGGUGUUCGAAAGAUCACAGGAAGGAGAAUUUAGCAAUGCAAACAGCACUCGGCCAUUUGGAUCAAAUUGCAUCACGAGCCAAGGAUCUUCCGGAUUUUGACCAGCUCAAGGGUUUGUUGGUUAAAGUCUGCCAACGGUGUCCUAUGUGUUGCUUCUCGUUCUUCGAUUAUUUCAGCCGGCACAAAGACGCUCUGCGCAUGCUUUUGCAGAGAAACACGGACGCAGCUGUCCGUCAGGAUGUAUGGAGGAUCUUGAUAUUUUCUCUCUGUAACAUCAAGAAGCACUACCCAGAGGAGUACGGUUCGUUUGACAGUGAUGGUGACAUACACCUUGGUAUGGUAAGCCGUCGCCCGAGCGUAAUGGACGUCACCAUGGAUCUAUUCUACCAUAUCUGGGACGCGUUCCACCUGCGCCUCAACUCUUGGACCGAGUGUUUUGGAGCUAUGCUUGAUUUCGCCCGAAUGGGGCGCUUUGAAGCAUCGAUGUUCCUGGACAGAGAUUUCCUGUUCAAAUUUAUUAUGGUGAUCGCAGCGGACCAGGCUUUUGAUCUCCCAAACCAAUACGCUAGGUUGCUCAACGCGGUGUCUAGGAGGUCUGCGAGGCCACCUAACUAUGAGAACCUCAUCGCCCUAAUUGACGAACUUUUAUCGGUCGUGGAGCCGACGCUAAGCCAGAAUAACAUCCUGGAAGAGGCUCAUGGUCGAUUAUUACUAGCACUUCAGGGAGAGCCUGUUCCGCUUACUGCCAACGAGGUAAAUCUUCUACACAGGGACUGGACGAGGGGACAGGCAAACAUCUUUGCGGAAAAGCUAAUCUCGCUCAACCAAAACCCUGCGGCCACGGAUUCUAUAAUCGAGCGCCUUAUAGGGUUUAAUCCGGUGAUGGAUCAAAAGAUCUACGCAACAUUACGACUCGACAUCACCGGGGACCUGACCUCUCAUGUGGUAGCUCCUUACCUUCGUGCCGCUAUAACUUAUUGCCGCUGCAGUUCUAAUGGCGAGAAUGUCCAUCGCCUGAUUUCCUAUGUGGCCGGUCAAUGCAAAAACUUGCAAAAUGCAGAAGGUCGCGCCUUUUUCGAAUUCCACCGAGACGUCUUCGAUGGGGCACGUAACACGGGGGAGACGAUGGAAAUGAUACAAUUUCACGGUCUAGACAAUAUCCCAAAAUGGGCCCCGGGACUGCUGGGAUACAUCGACCAGGCAUUGUUUAGGCACGGACCUUCGCCCACGUUUGGGGAGAGCAACGGUGGGCUUGAAAGGUCACAAGCGAUGAAUUCGACUGCUAGGCGGUUGGCAAUAUCUUGUUUGGAGUAUCUACGGGAUACCUAUGUCGUUCGCGCAGCACAGGCAGCCAGAUAUACUGUCGUUCCCCUGGAUCGAGUCAUCAAGAAGUGCGAACCGUAUUUUCACCUUGACGAGGAGAUAGAUACCGAUCUUGAAGUACAGUUCAAUGAACUUUGUCGAGUUGUCCUGGAACCAAUGGACAGGCUUACGGUCGACGAAAUUGAAGAGGACGGUUCCGGUAUGUGGAGCGACUCUACCACCGCCACCAUGGACUAUGACUGA
Molecule: messenger RNA, 7479 nt
Organism: Annulohypoxylon truncatum
Lineage: Eukaryota; Fungi; Ascomycota; Sordariomycetes; Xylariales; Hypoxylaceae
Exons: 9
Coding region: 1-7479 (2492 amino acids)
Biological process (GO): protein deubiquitination
Cellular component (GO): cytosol; nucleus
Molecular function (GO): cysteine-type deubiquitinase activity; cysteine-type endopeptidase activity
Source: RefSeq, a predicted model, not a curated record